Molecule: messenger RNA, 1769 nt
Organism: Fundulus heteroclitus (mummichog)
Lineage: Eukaryota; Metazoa; Chordata; Actinopteri; Cyprinodontiformes; Fundulidae
Gene: chad
Product: chondroadherin
Exons: 4
Coding region: 225-1319 (364 amino acids)
Cellular component (GO): extracellular matrix
Molecular function (GO): protein binding
Source: RefSeq, a predicted model, not a curated record
CAUGCGCAGACGUUUUUUUUUUCCCCUCCUCGAGUGAACGUUAUAAAUAGCGCUGUGUGCUCGGCUCAUCGGCAAUCCUCCUCUCAAACGGAACGUCUCACCUUUUCCCUCCUCCUCUCUGCAGAUCUCACAGCAGAAACUUCCCUCCGGUGAAGCGUGUUCUAACUGCUCGAACCAGAGCGUUUCCUUCCUGUGAUAACUUCCCUGCGCUGGAGGCCACCAGGAUGCGCUCUGUGACCUGCACGCUCCUGUUGGGGACCUGCAUCCUAGUCCUGGGGCCCGCAGCGCGGGGAGUCCUGAGCCAGUGUCCGAACCUGUGCCACUGCCACGGAGACCUGCAGCACGUCAUCUGCGACAGCGCGGGGCUGAAGAAGAUCCCCCAGGUUUCGGAGGCCACCCGUCUGCUGAACCUGCAGAGGAACAACCUGGGCGGCAUACCCUCGGGGGCCUUCGGCGAAAGCAAAGGGCUCGUUUCCCUGCACAUGCAGCACUGCCAGCUGCGAGAGAUCGAGUCCCAGGCCUUCAAGGGACUGAAGAAGCUCGUCUACCUCUACCUGUCCAACAACAAGAUCAGCAGCAUCAAGUCUGGGGCUUUCGAGGACCUCACCGAGCUAACCUACCUCUACCUGGAUGGCAACCAGAUCAGCGAGCUGUCUAAGGGCAUCUUCUCCCCCAUGAUCAACCUCUUUGUUCUGCAGCUCAAUGACAACAGGCUGCGGGAGCUGCGGCCAGGGACCUUCGCAGGCACCAAGGACCUGCGGUGGCUGCACAUGAGCGGGAAUGAACUGACGACACUGCAUCCGGGAUCUCUGGACGACGUGGAGAACCUUGCUAUACUUCACCUGGACAGGAACAAGCUGUCCAGCUAUCCUAGCGCAGCGAUGAGCAAACUGCGGGUGGUGGAGGAGCUCAUGCUGGGGACGAACCCCAUGAGGGCGAUCCCAGACAACGCCUUCCAGAGCUUCGGCCGCUACAUGGAGAAACUACACUUGGACAACAUGGGCUUGGAGAAGUUCUCUGGUGGUGCAUUUAAUGGCGUAACAGCUGUGCGGGUUCUUCACCUGCAUAACAACAAGCUGAAGUCCCUUCCAGGCGCUAUGCCGUUAGGCACCAUCACCAACAUGACUCUCUUCAACAACCCCUGGCACUGCUCCUGCCAGCUACUCCCACUACGCAAGUGGAUAGAUUCUCACCAAAAUCAAACGGACGUGCUUUGUGCAUCGCCUCCUGAACAGAAAGGCAAACAAGUCAGAGAGAACACUGCCAUCAAGCGCUGUAAGAGCAAGGUGAAGAAAAGCAAGCCUGGUCGACGUAAUUGAACCGUCAGCCGUUCAGGAGGCACAGAAAACGAGUCUGUCCAGGUGAUCAGCUACAACGAACGCAACGCUUACCAACCCUGCUUUAGGACUGUUGUAAAGAUGAACCUUUAUGCAUUAUGGUACAUACAAACACAUACGCGUUUCUUUCUAUCACUUAUAUCAAAGACUGAAUAAUAAAGUGGAAGCGGCUGUGAAGCAGGGGGCCACCGGAACAGAGGCAGCAUUUUACAACAAAAGAUGGCGAUGUUUUGUUCGUUUGUUGUUUUUUAUUUCCUGAUGCAUUUAAGAUCUUGGUUCGAUUGAGGUAACUCUGAAGAUUUAGUUCAUCUCUCCUAUUGCUGAGGGGCUUCAGUGCUCAUCAGAAGACACCCAGGAUAUCACAACGCAAAAGUUAUUCGUUGCCUUUUAACUUUUUUCAGAUUUUGUCAUGUUAUAACCACAAACAAUGUG